Molecule: messenger RNA, 1719 nt
Organism: Pterocles gutturalis (yellow-throated sandgrouse)
Lineage: Eukaryota; Metazoa; Chordata; Aves; Pterocliformes; Pteroclidae
Gene: CSRNP1
Product: cysteine-serine-rich nuclear protein 1
Exons: 4
Coding region: 1-1719 (572 amino acids)
Biological process (GO): regulation of transcription by RNA polymerase II
Cellular component (GO): nucleus
Molecular function (GO): sequence-specific DNA binding; DNA-binding transcription factor activity, RNA polymerase II-specific
Source: RefSeq, a predicted model, not a curated record
AUGAGCGGAGUAUUGAAAAGGAAGUAUGAAGAGCUGGGGGAUGACAGCACCUACUGCUCCUCCUCUUCCUGCUCCCCCCUCUCCUCCUCGGCGUCCUCAGGCUGGGAGUCGGAUGAGGAGAGCUCCCGCGGAGAGCCCAAGCCCAGCUCUGCCUUAACGCCCAGUUUUACCCCCACGUCUAUCCUGAAGAAAUCCAAGCGACUAAAGAAGAACAAUGUGGAGUUUGACCGGGUCACUGUGUUUUACUUCCCACGCUGCCAGGGGUUCACGAGCGUGCCUAGUCGUGGGGGCUGUACCCUGGGGAUGGUGAGCAAACACAGCUCCUCCCGGCAGUUCACGCUAGCGGAGUUUUCAAAGGAGCAGGAAAACGUUCGGCGGGAGAAACUCGAAGAGAAGUUAAAAGAAGAGAAGUUGGAAGCGUUGAAAUGGAAACUAACCAUGAAUGGCACAAAAGAGUCGGAGGAGGCCAACCAGCUCACCAUCGAUGACAUCUCCGAUGACGACAUUGACGUCAGCAACGUAGACCUGGAGGACGGCUUCUUCCUCCAGCCCUACCCUGCCAAGAAGAGACGUGCGCUGCUGAAAGCCGUGGGGGUGAAGAAGAUCGACAAGGAGGAGAAGCGAGAGCUGCAUAAUAUCCGUCUGUCCCGGGAGGACUGUGGCUGCGACUGCCGGGAGGUCUGCGACCCAGAGACCUGCAGCUGCAAAGUGUCAGGUACUUUCCUCGCCUGCCAGAUGGAUCACACCUCCUUCCCCUGCGGCUGCACCAAGGAUGGCUGCGGCAACACCGAGGGCAGGAUCGAGUUCAACCAGGCCCGCGUGCAGACCCACUUCAUCCACACCAUCAUGAAACUGGAGCUGGAGAAGCAGCAGCAGAGCAGCGAGAAGGUGGUGGAGGCCGAACCCCCUUUUCGGGAGCGGCUCGCGCCAUUAGGAUGCGCGGCGGGGAAGGGUUCCUUGGAGGAGCGCGCUGUGCCGCUGGCACCCGCCUUCCAGUUCAGCCCCGAGCUGGAAGCACUGGGGGAGAACAGCUGCAGCAGCGACAUGACGGACUCCUCCAUCUCCUCCCACCCCAGUGAGGACCUGGAGGAGCCCUACGAGAGCCUCCCCUCUGACAAGUCCCAGUCGGACGUGGACGAUGAUGGCUUGGCACGCAUCCUCCACUUCAACGACUCAGAUGCAGAGGAAGAGGGAAGCCAUGGUCAGGAUGACCUGAGCUGCUUCCACCCCACCGACUUCUUCAUUGAGGACCACAGCAGCGAGGCCAAGCCUGUCCCUGGCCACUUGUCCCACCUCUCCGAGUGCCUGGAUGAGAAUGCCAACCAGGAUGGAGGGGGUUUGCUGGAGGAUGCUGCCCACGCGCGGUGCGAUGGGCUGUCCUGCUGCUCCUCGUCCCCGGCCGAGCCCUGCUCCAAGAGCUACGCUGACCUCAGCCUUUCCUCUGACUCCUUGGAUUUCUUCCAGUCCUUCUCGGACUAUAACUUGGGACCCCUUUACAACUCCUUAAAGGAGUAUGAGAACCUUGAUAAUUUCUCAGCGUUACAGUUUCAGUUGCCUAAUUUCCCUGGCUUCCCACAAACCGGAGAUCAGGGCUCCUGUUUCUUGGAGUCCCUCAUCGGUUUGUCUGAAUCUGUCCCCGAAACCCCAGCCCCUUUCACAGACAAUCAGCUUUUGGAGGAUGCCAUCAAGUCAUCACUGAUGGAGACGGUGAAAGUGUGA